AGCAGAAGCGGUGGCGGAGCCUUGCAGAGCAGAGAAAAAAAAGGGGGCAUGGUUUAAUUCACCAGCACAUUAUCACUCUGAGUCAGAGGCAAGUGGGUCCCCCCCCCCCCCCACCCUCCCCAACAAAAAAAAACUUUCCAAGCCCCGGGAACACACCAGAGGUUUUAAAAGGACAAAAGAGAGAGAGAGAGAGAAGCCAGCCCCUCUUCCCACCUCAGUCUCCAGGAUAAGUGCAACCUCCCUGCAAACAGAGAGGAAGAAAAAAUCCCCAAUACAUGGAGCUAUAGACCAGACGCAAGACGGGCUCUCCCGAAAUAUAAGCCCCUCUCCUCUCCUCACCCCUCUCUCUCUCUUUUCCCAUUCACUGCCCACCCCUUUCCCUUUCCGCUGGCAUUCCUCCUCCCUCCGACCACCAGUAUCUCCCUCCUCCCCUCCUCAUCUGCUGACCAACUUCCCACCUCCCCCCCCACCCACCCCUCCCCACCCUUUCCCCAAAGCCGACCUGUCGCCCUCCAGUAAAAAGUGACCCGGUGUUGCAGCUGGGAGCCCGGGGACCAUGGAUUUGCCGAGGUCCCCUCCGACGAGGAAGAGCUCGAUAUGGAACUCGAGUUUAGCUGUUCUCAUUUUGACACUAGUCCUGUGGCAAUCGGCGGGGAUCCAGGCAGCUGACCCAGUAGAUGUUUUACAAGUGUUGCAGUUUAACAGGUUACCUGAAGGAGUAAGGCCGACCACAGGCUUCUGCCCCAAAAGGAAAUCCGUCUCCAGUGCAGAUGUGGCUUACAGAAUAUCCAAAAAGGCUCAAAUCAGCGCUCCCACCAAACAGCUCUUCCCAGGAGGCACUCGAUUCCCCGAAGACUUCUCCAUCAUGACACUGGUGAAACCGAAGGCUGGAAACCAAGCUUUCUUGCUGUCCAUCUACAGUGAGCAAGGCAUGCAGCAGGUGGGAGUGGAGCUAGGCCGUUCACCUGUCUUCCUGUACGAGGACCACAGUGGGAAGCCUGCACCCGAGGACUACCCCAUCUUUGGAGGCAUCAAUCUCUCAGAUGGAAAGUUAGUAGAUGGGGCUGCUGUACAGUGA
This is a messenger RNA of Hemiscyllium ocellatum (epaulette shark), 1078 nucleotides long. Its product is annotated as collagen alpha-1(XI) chain-like. The record is from RefSeq and is a predicted model, not a curated record. The coding region runs from base 557 to 1078 and encodes 173 amino acids. NCBI's taxonomy places the organism in Eukaryota, Metazoa, Chordata, Chondrichthyes, Orectolobiformes, Hemiscylliidae. The transcript has 4 exons.